Aspergillus melleus is the source of this 450-nucleotide messenger RNA. RefSeq lists its product as uncharacterized. The coding region runs from base 1 to 450 and encodes 149 amino acids. The transcript has a single exon. The record is from RefSeq and is a predicted model, not a curated record. NCBI's taxonomy places the organism in Eukaryota, Fungi, Ascomycota, Eurotiomycetes, Eurotiales, Aspergillaceae.
AUGGCGAAUGAAACCGUUCUUAGUGGCCUUGAGCCGACCGCUUGUGAUACCCGGAUUCUAUCUCUAGUCCUUCAGGACCAGGGACCCACCCAGCCCAAGCAUUGGUUGCUCUAUGUAGCACUGGCAGAUGAGAAAGAACCUGGCGGCCGGUGCUAUCAAGUCACAGGCAACCCGCUGUGCAUGGUAUACUGGGCACCCGACAAACUGAUCAACAUCAAGAAGUCCAAGUCCUAUUUUGAUACUGUCGAGUUGACUGUCGUCACUGAAAAAGAGGCAGCGAUGGUGCAGGAAAUUGCGAGUCAGGAACGACCCCCUCGAGCGCGGGAUUGGUCCUCUAGGACGGAGAAUUGUCAAGGCUGGACCGUGCGAGUGCUUAACAAACUCAAUGAACGCGGAGUUGUUCCUCAGUCCAAAAUUCGCUCCGUGGAGUCUAUGAUGGAGUCACUUUAG